AGCUUAAACUUUAAAAUGGACAUUAAUGCAAUAGGUACAAUUUAUGUUAUACAAGUAUUAAGAUUAUAUUGAGGAAGUAUGAAUAUAUUAUUACUUCCAAAUUAUAACUAGAAAAUAUUUAUCUUCUAUAUCUUAUCUACGAUUGGCACAGGGAGAGAAAGAGAAAGAGAAAGAGAAAGAGAGAGAGAGAGAGAGAGAGAGAGAGAGAGAGAGAGAGAAGUUACUUUUUUAUAAUUUUUAGUAUAGUUUCAAUAGAGAGUGCGAUCAUCUACGUUCAUGUUACCUCAUGAUUUGUUUUGUGCAGCCUGAAAAGUAUGGCGACGUGGGAAAGUGAAAAUGUUAAUGACGAUGAAAAUGCCGACGGUAUUAAUGAUAAUUUCAACGACAUUAUUGUGGCAGCUGAUUUACAGGAUUAUUUGGAUGAUAGUUUAGAUUUACCUAGUUUCAGAAAAGUUUACGAACAAACGGAUGUAUUUGAACAUGAAAAACACUCCGAUGAUGAAUAUGUUAACAAUGAAAGGCUAUCUAACAACAACAGUACGAGCCACAUCCACCAUGCAAUUCGUCCGCAAGAAAUUCAUAUGCAUAUUCAUUCCAAGGAAAAUUAUUCUUCGUCUAAUGGUUUUUUACAUAAAACAAUUACUACUGAUAAUAUAGAUUUGGACACAAAUCAAAAGAAUAUUAAUCGUUAUACUUGUGAAUACGAAGGAUGUCCUCGAACAUAUAGUACUAUUGGAAAUUUACGCACUCAUAUAAAGACCCAUAAAGGCGAGUUUCGAUUUAAAUGUGCAGAACCAGGUUGUGGGAAGGCUUUUCUCACAUCAUACAGCCUAAAAAUCCACUCUAGGGUACAUACAAAAGUAAAACCAUUUGAAUGCACUCACAAAGGUUGUGGAAAAGCAUUCAAUACCCUUUACAGAUUGAGAGCUCACCAAAGACUUCACAGUGGUAAUACAUUCAACUGUAAAGAAAUUGGCUGUGUUAAAUUCUUCACUACUCUAAGCGAUCUCAAGAAACACGUUCGUACUCACACUCAAGAAAGACCUUACAAGUGUAGAGAAAAAGGUUGUGGAAAGGCUUUUACAGCUUCACAUCAUUUAAAAACACACAAGAGAACACACACAGGAGAACGACCUUACACAUGUACCUAUAAGAACUGCAAACGAUCGUUCACUACUCCUCAUAGUUUAAAGAGUCAUGUUAAAACUCAUAAUAAGACUGUUAAUAAUGAAGAUGUGAGUCAUCAAGAUCCAAUAGAUGAUAAUAUUGAAAACCAAAGAAAUACAUCCCAAAUUGUAACAGAUGUGGGAAAUGAAACAGAUUGUGCCAAUGAUGCAACAGUAUCAUCUUUUGAUAUAUCAUUACCUUCAGAUGAGGCACAAGAGCAUAAAAAUAUAACAUACAUUUCAACUCAAGAUAAUAAUGAACAUAUCUCUGAAACUUCAAUAUUAAAUAUUCUAAAUGAUAAUUCAAUUAACAAAGAAUUAGAUUAUAAUAUUGACAAUGAAAUCAUAAAUUGUCCAAACGAAACUAUCACAGUUAAUCUUCUUUCAACUGAUAAUAUUCUUAAUAGCUUUGAUCGCCAGACAAUUUGUAAUUUUGAUAAUAAUGAAAACUAUAAAAAGUUUCAUCACGUCAAUGAUUCCAACAUGGAAUCUAAUAAUAUAACUGAGAUGAUAAAGGUUCAAAAUGACGUAUACGAAGCUGAUGUAUUGCCUUGUUCUUUGAACAAAUUACAUAGUGAUAUAAGUGCUCACAAAUCAUCUAAUCCAUUAAAUUUAGAACAGAAAAUUAUACAAGAUGGCUUGCAAAGCACAAUUGCUGAGAUUUCAGAAGGUACAAAUUUUAAUAACAAAUCUUUGGUUUGUGAAAGUGAUUUUACAAAUAAUUUGAUGAAUGAAACAUUGAAAACUAAAAAUGAUACUGCAGCUACAUUAUACAGUGAUACUAGUCAAGAAAGAAAUAUAUUGAAUUCAUCAGAUACUGUGCAGCUUUUUAAUGAAGAAUUAGAUAAUCUUUCAUUUAUCCAUGAUACAAAAUUACAAACGGAGUCUCUUGAAGUAAUGACUCAAUCCUUGGCAUCUAGCACAUUAAUAAAUGGACCAUCAGAGGCUGUGGAAUUAGCCAUAGCAUCCGAAGAAGAAAUACCUUCAGCUUGGGUAGAUGUUACAGCAUUAGCUACCGCACCUGUGACUGAAUCUUGGUCAGAAUUGAACGCCUUUCCUAUAGCGGUACAUUCGUUAGUAGAUUUAGUAGGACCUGACCCUUAUCCAUUAGAAAUAGAAAAUCAAUUUCAAAAUGUGCAAAAUUUAGAAACAGUUAAUGCAGUAAGUAUAGACACUGCUAUUCCAAACUCUAUUAUAACCAAAUCUAAAGAAAAUGAAAACGAAGUAUAUAAGAUCGAUUACUUGAGAUAUAAAAAACACAGAAACGUCUUGCAAGAAAUUGCUGCAGAUGCAGAUAUUUGUAAAUGCAUUGAUUGUAAAUGUAAUCAUUUGCAGAAUUGUCAAGAUUGCACGAAUACCUCUUUAUCGGGAACUAUUAAAAAGGAUAUAUCAAUGAAAACUGUAAAUAAUGAAUGUUUACAAAUUGAAUGUGCUUGCAAUUCUAUUUCUGGAAAUGGUGAAUCUUGUUGCGUAGUAGUUUGCUUGCAAACUUUGCAGCAGUUGCAGAAAAUAUUUAAUGCUAAUUGUUGUAGAAGCACUAAUACUGAUACUUGUUGUAAAGACAAAUCGUUAUUAUCAUUAAAAUGCCAAUUGACAAAAAAUCAAUGAAGUACAAAGUUGUGUGAAAUAACUAGUCAUCAAAAAAGAAAGUAUAGUAUAAAGUUAUGUAAAAAAAAUUUACAAUUGUUAGUAGUUCAUAUGCUACAUUGCUUAGCUUUAAAUUUAACUUAAGCAAUUUAAAUGCCUUUAUAGGUUUUUACUUAGAAUAAAUUAAAAAAAAGUAUGACUGCAUACGUGUGCGUGUGUGCGUGUGUGUGUGCGCGCGUGUGUAAAUUUAACAAAAGAUUUUAUAACAGAUGCAAUAUAUAUACUGUGAGAUUCUUGUGCCAAAAUGUUGAUAAAUUUUGUACAACAUUUUUACAUAUGUGUCGUAUUAUAUUAAUUAUCGCGCAAUUUCAAAUAAUAGAAAUGCAUUUUUUGAUAUUAUAUGUUGAAUAUGGCUAUAAAGCAGUACAAAUUAUUAAUAUCAUAUAAAUACAUAUUUUUGAAAAAAACAAACAAUAAUUUUUUUUGUUAAAAUUUUUGCACAAUCAACUCCAAUUUUUACUAUUCUUAAUAUGCAGAUAUUAUAAACAUAAAAUUGAAAUUGUUACAUAAAUUGUGCAUUAUACCAAAUAUUGUAGAUUAAUAGUAAAUACUAAAAAAGAUUAUUUAUUAUUUAAUUAUUAAUAAAUGUUUAUGUAUUACUACAUAAUUUUAUUGUACAGAGUGCCAAAUACUUAUAUACCAUGCCUAAGAAAAAUGUUGGAUAUUUCCUAAGUAAUAUAUUCUUUAUACUGUGGAGCAGUAUGAUUACAAUACUUUUGUAAGUAAUCAUACAUAUUCUGAUAUUUUAGUAACGAUAAAUUAAUAUAAUUCUCAUUAUUUCGUAUUAUUUUAACAAUUAUAGUGUGAGAUUUUCUAUGGGUGUUCAUUUAUUUGAGAAAUGUAUCAGAUUUAGAUCACAAGAUAACUUUUAUGUACCUAAAUAGCUCAUAAUUGCAAUAUUUCCAUGCUGUCAGAAAAGAAAAUUUAAUAAAAUAAUAUAAUAAAUUAUAAUACAAAAUA
This is a messenger RNA of Vespula vulgaris, 3773 nucleotides long. RefSeq lists its product as uncharacterized. Gene Ontology annotation, biological process: regulation of transcription by RNA polymerase II. Lineage: Eukaryota; Metazoa; Arthropoda; Insecta; Hymenoptera; Vespidae. The transcript is spliced from 5 exons. Bases 315 to 2774 code for a protein of 819 amino acids. The record is from RefSeq and is a predicted model, not a curated record. Gene Ontology annotation, cellular component: nucleus.